Messenger RNA from Pisolithus orientalis, 498 nucleotides. RefSeq lists its product as uncharacterized. The coding region runs from base 1 to 498 and encodes 165 amino acids. The transcript has a single exon. The record is from RefSeq and is a predicted model, not a curated record. NCBI's taxonomy places the organism in Eukaryota, Fungi, Basidiomycota, Agaricomycetes, Boletales, Pisolithaceae.
AUGUUUGGGGAGAUCCUGACAAAAUGGCAGAAUCAUUUAUCAACUGAAAAUCUCACUGCCCUUGCUGAACUCAAGAUGUAUGUGCAGGAAGAACAUGCACAUGAUCAAGUUGUCAAGAAGUGGCUCAAACAUCAGUAUGCUGAAGAACCUACAGGAGCCAGCACAGCAGGAGAAUCACAACCCACUCUCAGAGGGAGUGGAGAAAGUCCCCUGUCAGCUGUGAACAGGCAAGGAAUUCAGCAGGCUGCUGCUGUUCUCAUUCAGGGAGUUGAGGAGGAGGAAAUGCAACCCUCAUCAAUGGAGAGUCCCACUACUAAUGAACAGCAAUUCACCAAAAUACCAAUUGAAGCACUUUUGGAUUACUCUCAAGCAGAAUCUUGGCUUGGGUCAUUUUAUGAAGUGGCCCUUAGAGGCUUAGAUGAUGAUCUUGAGCUUUACCAACUGCUUGAUCUUGAUGCAGAAGGUGAAGACAACCCUGAUCAUGUUUUCAUUGGGUAG